Chenopodium quinoa (quinoa) is the source of this 405-nucleotide messenger RNA. RefSeq lists its product as uncharacterized. NCBI's taxonomy places the organism in Eukaryota, Viridiplantae, Streptophyta, Magnoliopsida, Caryophyllales, Amaranthaceae. Bases 1 to 405 code for a protein of 134 amino acids. The record is from RefSeq and is a predicted model, not a curated record. The transcript has a single exon.
AUGUUGAAGGAAGUCCAUCUUUCUAUCCCUCUUACCGAAGCCAUGACCCAAAUGCCUAGAUAUUCCAAGUUCCUUAAGGAUAUCUUGAGUGGCAAGAGAGAUUGUAAUGAGAUAAAUUUGGUGGAACUUGGUGAGUGUUGUAGUGCUUUGAUUCACAAUGAGCUGCCCAAUAAGAUGAAAGAUCUGGGUAAUUUCUCCAUUCCUUGCAAAAUCAAGAGUAAGAUGUUUGAGAAUGCUUUAUGUGAUUUGGGUGCUAGUGUAAGCAUAAUACCCUUCUUGGUCUUCAAGAAGCUAAAUUUAGGAGAACUUUGUCCUUUCAACAUGACUUUGCAAUUGGCCGAUAGGUCCAUUAAGUUUCUUAAGGAAAGAGUUGAGGAUGUUCCCCUAAAGAUUGCAGUUUAUUAG